CGCUACAUCACAAUCGUACAUAUUCGCACUAACCAUCAAUUACCAUGAUGUAUAGAGUAGGGCUUCCACUAUUUUUAUGUGUGCUGACCACUCUCGUGUGCUCAUCCACCUUCAUUAAUUCUGCCUUUCUGAUCGACCUCUGCGCUGAUGAGACGCCCGCAAGCACAGCUAAGCUGGUCGAUGCUAUAGCCACGGCCAAAGCAGAUAAGAACACAGACUUGAAUACAUUAGUAAAUACACAGACAGAUAUAGGUGAGUCGCUGCUACAUCUAGCGUGCAUAUGGGGAGAUCCCAUAAAGGUUAAAGCGUUAUUAGAGGCUGGGGCAGAUCCCAACUUCCGUGCGAACAAGCAAAGGUCUUCGCUGGAGAUGACACCACUGACGUGGUGUGCGUAUGCGGGGUAUACAGAUGCGGUGGAGAUGUUCGUUAAGGAUAAGGGAACAAAUGUGAAUGUCAUUGUACGUAAGGAAGAUGGUGGCUCGCAUACAGCGUUGGAUAUUGCGUUGCUGAUAGGUGAACGGGGUGCGGCCGAGGCCAAAUUGUUAGUAGACGCGGGUGCGAAAACGUACGAACAGAUCUUGCAGGAGGUGAAGGGUCACGACGAGAUCUGAUACGUUUGACCAAUCUAUGGAGCGAAGGUUUAUAGGAUAUAGGUGAUGGAUAGAUUUCCUGUUCUGCUUCGUUUGUAUACCAUAUGGGGCCGUAGGGUAAAUUUCUAUUGUUUGCAGGGUUUGGAAGUAUUAAGUUUGCACUAAUCAUGCUAAUUGUAUCGACCUAUUGACUAUUCGGGAACUGUGGAGCACAAGCUUGCGAUCAGACCAUUUAGACGUCGGUUGGAUAGCAAAUACACUACGGUGUCUUAGAUUGCGUGGGGUAUGAUAGGGGCCACUCAGUUGGCGUCUGUGCGGUUGUUAUCACGAAAAUUCGUUGUAUAUGAGCGCAGAGAUUUGAACAGUUCAAGAUUCUGCGCUGUACUGCAGACAGUCGAGGAAUGUUGAGCUUUCAUAGUAGACUCAUGCGUUUUCGCACAGCAUGGUACUUGAUUUUGACGAAAGCCGCAUGUGGCAGACUAAGUACUGAGUUGCUUGAGUCUUCGAAAGGUCGAGUUUUAUGCUCAGAGUUUAUGAGGUGCGAAAGAACAAUAGCUGUCGCGAAUUCUGCCAGUGUGUACUGCCGGAACUCAUAGGGCUGCUUGAGCUAUAUUCUUUACCAUCGUCUUUGCGUAAAUGUGCUCAAAACAAGUCGAUAAUAUGGACGAAGGUGCUGCAUCAGAACUCGGGAAUGUCUAUGAACAGAAUUGCAGUCGAUUGCAUCUGAGGUAUGCUACACCACGUGCACUGGAUGAGGACUGAGUAUAUCCUAAUGACUUCUAGUUGGAGCAAAUGCACCGAGCGCGGCCAACCUUGAAUUGAGUACGACUGAAGGUCAUAGCAAACGGUACAGUAGAGGUCACAUAAACAUACAAAACUCAUUGAUUGUACUGCUGUUACAACAGCUGUAUAUAAAUUUUCUGGCAGCAGAAUAUUUGCAAUGGUACG
This is a messenger RNA of Sphaeroforma arctica JP610, 1538 nucleotides long. RefSeq lists its product as hypothetical. Gene Ontology annotation, molecular function: protein binding. Bases 45 to 611 code for a protein of 188 amino acids. NCBI's taxonomy places the organism in Eukaryota, Ichthyosporea, Ichthyophonida. The record is from RefSeq and is a predicted model, not a curated record. The transcript has a single exon.